This is a messenger RNA of Oreochromis niloticus (Nile tilapia), 4318 nucleotides long. It is a transcript of the gene eps15l1b, whose product is annotated as epidermal growth factor receptor pathway substrate 15-like 1b. Gene Ontology annotation, molecular function: calcium ion binding; cadherin binding. The transcript has 24 exons. NCBI's taxonomy places the organism in Eukaryota, Metazoa, Chordata, Actinopteri, Cichliformes, Cichlidae. Gene Ontology annotation, cellular component: cytoplasm; plasma membrane; clathrin coat of coated pit. Gene Ontology annotation, biological process: endocytosis; endosomal transport. Bases 239 to 2905 code for a protein of 888 amino acids. The record is from RefSeq and is a predicted model, not a curated record.
AUGCCGUGCAGUCCCAAGUAAAGUUGGACACCUGCUGACCACACAUGCAAACGCUCCCCGGCCACUAAGACUGAAAACCUUAUUUAAUUUUAAUACGAUUCAAAUUUACGCAGUUGCUCUGCACCCUGACAAGGGCGCGGCGUCCACACCCACCGGAACCGCGGUCCCCGUCGGUCCCCAGGCGCUCGCGCCCGCUCCCUUUAAGGACUCUGUGCGCACUCCCGAGACACCAGGAGAUAUGGCGGCGUUCAUGACUCUGAGUCAGUUAUCAAGUGGAAACCCAGUUUAUGAAAACUACUACAGACAGCUCGACCCAGGAAACACAGGCAAAAUAUCAGCUGGCGAUGCAGCUCAGUUUCUUAAGAAGUCUGGCCUGUCAGACAGCACACUGGGAAAGAUUUGGGAUUUGGCAGAUUCAGAAAGAAAAGGCUAUUUGGACAAGCGGGGUUUCUUCAUAGCUUUGAGGCUGGUGGCAUCUGCACAGGGUGGAAAUGACAUAAGUCUUCACAAUCUCAACCAACACUUAGCUGCACCCAAAUUUAAAGAUACAAGCAGCCCAUUACUAACCGUUUCAACAACAGCAUCUGAUUCACAGUGGGCCAUUAAGCCUGAUGAAAAGGGAAAGUUUGAGGGAAUUUUUGAGAGUCUGUUACCUGUGAAUGGCCUCCUCUCUGGUGAUAAAGUCAGGCCAGUUUUGAUAAACUCCAAGCUACCUCUGGAUGUGUUAGGAAAGAUUUGGGACCUAAGUGAUGUGGACAAAGAUGGACACUUGGACAAAGAAGAAUUCACUGUGGCUAUGCAUCUUGUGUAUCGCACCAUGGAGAAGGAGCCGCUCCCCACUAGUUUACCCACUUCCCUUAUCCCCCCUUCUAAGAGGAAGAAGACUGGGGUUGGGCUUCCAGGUGCUGUUCCCGUGCUACCUGCUCUGUCUGGCCUUGGAACUGGUCCAGCUCCUCUCAAAGAAACUUUACGCAGCACUUCUCCUCUGGUCAACACUACUCCCCUCGGCAGUGCUGCUCUCUUUGGCUCCGGUGCUGCCAACCUAUCUCCAAAACAGUCCUUUAAGUCCAGUUCGCCGCCGGCGAUGAACUGGGUUGUACCAGUGGCUGACAGAGAGAAAUAUAAAGAAAUUUUCAAGAACACAGACACUGACAAUGACGGCCUCAUCAACGGCGGUGAUGUCAUCGAGCUCUUCAUGAACUGUACGCUCUCCCAGACGAUGCUUGCACAGAUAUGGGGACUUGCUGACACAAAACAAACAGGCAAGCUGAAUGAGGAGCAGUUUGCUCUAGCCAUGCAUUUGAUCCAACAAAAGGUCAAUAAAGGCAUCGACCCUCCCUCCACUCUCACUCCUGACAUGAUCCCUCCAUCAGAACGAUCUGCAUCAUCAGCUAUGGGCUUUAACCAUGUGGGGUUUAUGUCUCCUGUGAGACCAGAACUUGGUUCCUUUUCAAAGGUGCACAUUGACGGUAUCGGCUCCACAGGGUCGACAGAGCUGACAGGUAUCAAAGAGCUGGAUGACCUCAGUAAGGAAAUAUCUCAUCUGCAGAGAGACAAAUUCAUCCUGGAGCACGAGAUCAGAGAAAAGGAGGAGGCCCUCAGACAAAAAAACGGUGAUGUGCAGGACUUGCAGAAUAAUUUGGAAAGGGAGAGCAGCAGCUUGCAAGACCUGGAGUCCCAGAAGCAGGAUGCCCAGGUACGCCUGGAGGAAAUGGACCAACAGCGCUCCAGGCUUGAGGGAAUGCUGAACGACAUCAAGCAAAAGUCCCAGGAUGAAACCCAGAAGAUUUCAUCCCUGCAGAGCCAGAUCCGCUCACAGGAGACUGACCUCCGCAGUCAGGAAGAUGAACUGAGUCGCACCAAAACGGACCUGAGUCGAGUCCAAGAUGAGGAGGCACAGCUAGAGCAGAGACUGCUGUCCGGUCGGACUCAGCUGGACAGCAUCAUUAAGUCACUCAAAACCACCCAGGAUGAGAUCAGUCAGGCUCGUGGUAAGUUGUCACUGAUUCAGGAGAGCCAGAAAGAGUUGACCAAGACCAUUGAGCAGUACAACAAUGCUUUGAAAGAAAUCAACGCAGGAAACUUGAGCAACCUGCCGGACCUAAGUGAAGGCUUUGCUGAAAGGGAGGAUGGAGGUUUCAGAAGUACGAUGGUUAAUCAGGAGGGCUCUUUAAAGUCAAGGAUAGCCAUGUUCAACAACAGUGCUGCCAUGGAGACUCGAGCAGACCCCUUCAAGAUGGAGGAUCCCUUCAAAUCUGACCCCUUCAAAGAUCCAUUUGGAAGUGAUCCUUUCAAAGAAAGCGACCCUUUCAAAGGCACCUCAUCUGAAGACUUUUUUAAGACAACUGACAGGCCAGACUUGUUUGGGUCUGGAGACCCCUUUAGCAGAAAACCUGUACCUCCAGUCAAGCCAAGUCCUUUCGGCAGCAGUGACCCCUUCAGAUCAAACAGCCCAAAAACAAAGGACUCAGAUUUGUUUGGGAAAGCAGACCCCUUUGGAAGCAACUCUUUUGGAAGUAAGGGGGGUGGAUUUGCUGACUUUAGUCAGAUGUCAAAGAAGUCGGACAAUCCUGUACUCCCAAUCCCAAAGAAAAGUGUGCCUAAGAGGCCUGCACCUCCCUAUGGUGUGCUCGGUUUGAGUCCAUCAGAGCUGCUCCAGAGCGUUGGCUCCACAGCAGACGGUGUAGACUCUUUCGUUACGACACAGUCGAGUAAAACAUCCAAAGAUUAUCCUAUGGGUUUUGCAAAUUUUGCAUCUUUUGGAAGUGAGAGCGAGCAGCUGGAGUGGGCCAAGCGUGAGAGCGAGCGUGAGGAACGGGAGAGGUUGAGGAGGCUGCAGCUCCAGGAGCAGAGGGACCUGGAGCUGGCCAUCGCUCUCAGCAAGACCACCAUGCCGAACACCUGAGCAGGCGUUCUCCAGCACAACUUUCUGUCCUCUUCCCUUUUCCUUACAGCCCGCCGUCUACAGGCUCGUGAGAACAGCACCAUCAUUGGCCCGACAUGACUAGCAUCCCCUGUUACCAACUUGUGCAAGAGCCCAGUGUUUCUGCAGCUAUGACUGUACUUGUGUUCAAAUGACUCCACAUUUAGCUACCAGUUAAGGUUCAUUGCUCCCAAACUAUGUGGAAACUAUAAUCAGGGACGAUAUGGAGCCACUUGAUUUAAGCCUUGCUUCAUCCUCCAAGAACAUGGCGAUUUAACGCAAGCCAAACCGGCAGGGUACUCGACUACUACAACCUAUAUCUAGCUCCAUAUCUGGUUAUGGCUAAUCAGCUUUACCUUAUCCAAAUUUGCGGGGGCUUUUUUGAAGGUAAAAUAACAUUUUAAAAAUAUUUUUGUUUUAUUUAUAAACGAAAGGAGCUAAUUUGUCAUGUAUGAAGUGAGAUACCUCCUAAAACGGUUUUUAUAUCACUCAGAAAAAUCACAAUGAAAGUCGAACCAUUUGCUCUGCUAACAUUGAAUUGACUUUUUCAAAUGCAUUUUGUUUUGUUUUUAUUUUAUUUUUAUUUUAUUUUUUAGGAAACCUUCUUUUAGUGUAUAUAGUUAUACGGUUUUAUUUCGAGCUCAACCAAAUAAAAGAUGGGGGGGGGGGACUCCAUUCCUGUCUUAAACAACAAGUUAUGAGAUCAUCAGUAGCAUGAUUUAGAUUCUCAUUUUAAAUGCUACUAGUGUUUCUGGGCAUUUAUGCUUUCAUAGCUAAUAUUUAUAUAAGUAAAGUGCAUGAAUUAAACGAGUACUAGAAUAUAUUGGAAACCCUAAAGAUGCUAAUGAUAAUCAUUAGUCUUUCUUUCCUGUGAACCCAGCUCUGUCCACUUGGAGCGCUCUUCCUCUGCGAGCAGCUUGUUUGUCAGAUCAUUGGUUGCAUUGUUGUAACACCCAAAUAGCUCCCUGCAACUAAUGCCUCCAUUAAAUGGAAAAAGUAUAAACCUCUCUUGUUUAUACUGGUGCUGUUACACCUUUUUACUACUUCUGCUAUUCAGCCAAAUCGACCUUUUGGAUAUUUAUUAUUUGUUUCCAUAUGGAUUUGUGUUAUCACUGUGUAGUAAUCGAGUGGGAAGACUUUUCUGCAAAUGGCUUGAAUUAUUGCAUUCUUGUAAUCAUACAAAACACUAAUCAGGUUUAUGUGACACAUAAUGUAUGCACUGUUAUGUUCCAGAGCCUUCUGGUCAUUCACAGAGUGACAGCGCCUUAUUUGUCAACACGUUAGCACUGUAAUGUGUAAUUGCUGCACAUUAUGUAUAUAAUUUUGAGGUAAAGGUUUGAGUUGCUCAAAACUGUAAGGACUUUUAAUUGAAUAAAAGUGAUUUUUAACACCAAG